This is a messenger RNA of Cloeon dipterum, 913 nucleotides long. It is a transcript of the gene Trx2, whose product is annotated as Thioredoxin 2. The coding region runs from base 184 to 501 and encodes 105 amino acids. The record is from RefSeq and is a predicted model, not a curated record. Lineage: Eukaryota; Metazoa; Arthropoda; Insecta; Ephemeroptera; Baetidae. The transcript has 3 exons. Gene Ontology annotation, molecular function: protein-disulfide reductase activity. Gene Ontology annotation, cellular component: cytosol.
CGACCAAACAAAACGAAGUGUACGGCGCACGACCGCUUCCGCCAAGAUCAGAGCCAGUCACCUCGCCCUCCUCAGCGCCUGCCACCUCUUCAUUCUUUUUUAUCACUUUCCUCUGGUCAUUACCGCCGAGCACAGCUCUUCGUUCAUUUUCCACGCUUAUCAGCGAAUCUAACAAGAACCGAAAUGAGUCUGCACGUUGCCGAUAAGGACGACUUCAACAAGAAGUUGGAGGAGGCUGGCAGCAAACUGGUCAUUGUGGACUUUUUCGCCACCUGGUGCGGUCCAUGCAAGAUGAUUGCUCCCAUCCUUGAGAGCAUGGUCGCUGAAAAUCCGAAUCUCGUGGUCCUGAAGGUUGACGUGGAUGAAUGCGAAGACCUGGCAACAGAGUAUAGCAUCAGCGCGAUGCCCACCUUCAUUUUCAUUAAGAACAAGACAAAAGUCGACACUCUGACUGGCGCCAAUCCAGAGAAGCUUAAAGCCCUCGCUGCCAGUUUACUGUAAUUUGUUUGUUCUUAUUUAAAAUAAGUGAAUAUAUUCCAGUCCAUAAUAUGACCCCAAAAAAGGAUUAAAUCAUCCUGGCCCUAGCAAAAUUGCGUAACUUUCAACAACCAAACGCGAAUUUCCUUGUUGCAAGAAAAAGUCAACAAUCAAUUCGACAAUGAAAAUUUGGGUGUUUGUUGAACGUUGCGCAAUUUUGCCGGGACCAGGACGAAAUCUACUUAAGUGGUAAAGCUGCCCACAGUUUGAUGCAACGUGUUAUGUAUUUUAACAAAAAAGUAAUCCUUGUGCCUAUUCAAUUUAUAUUUCCAAUUCCAAAUAUUUUACAUUGUUUCCAAAGACACUUAUAAGCCUCUCAUAGCUUUACACUAUUCGGUUUGGCGUUUUAAAUAAAGAUGUAUUAUUGCUUCACAAA